This is a messenger RNA of Brassica rapa (field mustard), 3234 nucleotides long. Its product is annotated as WAT1-related protein At4g01440. Gene Ontology annotation, cellular component: membrane. Gene Ontology annotation, molecular function: transmembrane transporter activity. NCBI's taxonomy places the organism in Eukaryota, Viridiplantae, Streptophyta, Magnoliopsida, Brassicales, Brassicaceae. The record is from RefSeq and is a predicted model, not a curated record.
UUUGAUCCUCAUUGCUCUGUUUUUUCAUAACAAAAGUAGUAGGGCACCUCUGAGGUCAUGGGCUAUUACACUGAAGUUGGGUCUAAAUUUAACGAAAGCCCAAAGUACAAUUAUUUGAGUGUGUUUUCUUUUGCUUACAUGUACUGAAUUCUGUAUUGGGUCGCUAAUUAUUUUAAACUCGGGUCAUCUCUGGAAAGAAGUUAUUGUUGGAAAGAAGGUAUUAUAUUGUUGCUGUGAGGAGCCUAUAGCAAAGACUUCGCAACAAGAAGACAUCCAUGGUUGAGGAGAGCAAAUGUUCUUCCUUAUGUUUUAAAUAGAUGUAUUAAAAGUGUUUAUAUAAUGCUUAUUAUUUUAUUUUAUUUUCAACUAUUUAAUGCUCAUUUUAUCUUCUAUUGUUUGUAUAUAUAGUUAUAUAACCAGGUUUUCUGGUAUCCAAGGAUUAGUAGUUAAUUUGAAAAGAAGACAAUUAAUACCUCAUCAGACCAUAUAAUUUAUUAGUUUACAUUUUAUUUUCAAUUCGUUUUGACUUCAGAAUAAGUAACCACCUGUCUCUUAGAUUUGUCAACUACCUGUCUAUUACAAGCAUGCUUCAGUCUUUAUAUUCCAAUUUCCAAGCAAAUAGAAGUUUUAAGAUUUGUAAUUUUCUUUAAAAUAUGUGAUUUUCCGAUAGUGAUGUUAUAUUUAUAUACAAAUUGCGUUCUCCUUUAGUGGAUACAUAAGCCAUCACAUUAUCUUCUGAGAAAAAGGAAGUCCAUCAUUUUCGAAGAAAUGAAAUUCGUCAUAUAGUUUUUACCUGAAAGAAAUAAAAGCUUUAUCUAACUUUAUCUUUUCCAUUGCUUUUCCAAAAGAACGAAAAAGCCAACAUAUUUCUUUAGCAAAGAAAUCGUAAAGAGAAGAAAAAAUGAAAAGCAAGAACAGACAUAUUUAGAUCUUAUUAUGACAAAUUAAUGGGCUAAAAUAACAAUAACAAAUAGUAUUGCGAACUUAAGCUUUAUCAAUCCACUAUUACGUAACUAAAUGAAGCUGUUUCAACCAUUGUUAUAGUAUCGCUGUAAAGAAAACAAAGAGAAGGGUGACGUUUAAGAGUUUAAGACAAAAUACAAUCAGGAAAAAACAUAGCUCGGUUCGGAGUCUCUUUGGUCUUUUGCUUAACUUCUUUUGGUCAGUAAUGACGUUUCGAAAUGUCGUUUGAAGAUAAUUACUGUAAAUCAGUUAAUGUAUAUUUUUGCGUGGUAAGAGAUUCUACGAUCGAAUAUAAAAUUAAUAGGUAUAAAUGGUUACUGUUUUGGAUCAAACUGACUUUUCUAAAUGAAGACGAAAAAAGUAUUGUCAGUGUGCGCUCGCCGCUCGAACGUGUUAGCAGAAAAAUUGUAACCAAGACCCUCAGGCAAAGUACGAUCAUGCAUGGUUACAAACUUACAAUAAGCGACAAAUAUUCGCAGGCAUCAUCGCCUGCGUCAAUGUCAAAUAUCCAUUCACGCAAAUGAGUGGGGCGCUAAAGAGAACUAAAUAUAUUUUUCUUUGGAUAAUGAAACAUAAUAAUAAUAAUUUUAAAAAAUCUUAUAUUAUUCGAAAACAGUUACAAAAUUUCUAUAUAUACCGGUUUCUUCCUUCAAUCAAUCAUGCAUACUCAAAACCACUUAAAGAGGAAGAGCGAGGUAAGAAAAGAAAACAAAGAGUAGAGAGAGUUAUUGAUUAUAUUUUAUAAGUAAUUAUUUUGCAGUUGGUUAAUUAUGGGUUAUUGCGAUGGUAAGUGGACGCCGGUAAUUAUUAUGAUUACGAUAAACUCAGCGCUAGGCUUAGGUAAUGCUCUGGUCAAAAAGGUACUCGAUGGUGGUGUUAAUCAUAUGGUUAUAGCAACAUACCGGCUCGCUAUUUCUACCUUAUUUUUGGCACCAAUCGCAUUUUUCUGGGAACGGACAACAAGACCGAAACUUACGCUCAACAUCUUGGUUCAGCUUUUCUUCAGUGCUCUUGUUGGGGCAAGUUUGACUCAGUAUUUCUUCCUACUGGGGCUAUCGUACACAUCGGCUACGAUAGCAUGUGCUUUUAUUAGUAUGUCACCUGCGGUUACGUUCGUUUUAUCUUUAGUAUUCAGGGUAGAGAAGCUAAACAUGAAAAGCAAAGCAGGUAUGGGGAUGGUGAUGGGCACUUUGAUAUGCAUUGGAGGAGCCUUAUUACUAACAAUGUACAAAGGUGUUCCCUUGACAAAAUUUCACAAACUAGAAUCCCAUCUAUUGACGAACCAUAACCCCGCAUUGAAACCCGAGAACUGGAUCGUCGGAUGCGUGCUUCUCUUCGCGGGUAGUAGCUGUUUCGGGUCGUGGAUGCUAAUACAAUCCAAAGUGAACGACAAAUACCCUUGUCAAUACUCAAGUACCGUCGUAUUAUCUUUCUUCGGCACCAUUCAAUGCGCCCUUUUAAGCCUCAUCAAAUCUAGAGAUAUCACGGCUUGGAUCCUCACAGAUAAACUGGAUAUCAUGACCAUUGUUUAUGCAGGAGCAGUAGCACAAGGAAUAUGUACAGUGGGAACAUCUUGGUGCAUCAGAAAGAGAGGACCUAUCUUUACUUCAGUUUUCACUCCGGUGGGGCUUAUCUUCGCAACUCUAUUUGAUUUCUCGAUCCUUCAUCGUCAAGUUUGCAUUGGAAGUGUUAUCGGAUCUGGGAUUGUAAUCUUCGGACUAUACAUAUUUUUGUUGGGAAAGGUAAGGCAAAUGGAGGAAGAGUGUGCAAAGAAGUUGCCUUCUCAUUUUGGUCAAGAAGAAAGCCAAGAUGAUGAACACUACAAAAAGGGUCAUCUUAUGGUUGUUCCAAUGACUCCUUGAUAUAUAUAUAUAUAUAUAUAUAUAUGCUCAGACCUCUCCUUUUGUUCUUCACUCUAUACAAUAUGUUGAAAGUAAUAAUUUCAAGCAUAAAAGCCAACCAAGGCUAUUAUCAAUUUGGUACAGAACUUUCCUCUUUGAUUCUAUUUAAUCUGCAUACCUGCUGCAUCCAUAAAUAGUGAGCCCAUCCACAAGUGAACUACAUGGACGUAGUAGUCCAACUGGUCAACAAGCUGCAUCUUCUUUAUUGCUUGUGUAUCUAUCUUUUAUUGUAUCCACAAGUUUAAGUUUAUUUUAAAAUAUUUAUACAUUGAUGUGUGUUGGUUUAGAUUAUUUGCAUACCCCAUCUAUGUACGAUAUUAUGAUUCUAGUUGUUAUGCUAUUAUGUAUUUUAAAUUUACUUUAUUAAUUA